This is a messenger RNA of Toxorhynchites rutilus septentrionalis, 3081 nucleotides long. RefSeq names its product chitin deacetylase 1 (gene ChLD3). Gene Ontology annotation, biological process: carbohydrate metabolic process. Gene Ontology annotation, molecular function: hydrolase activity, acting on carbon-nitrogen (but not peptide) bonds; chitin binding; protein binding. Gene Ontology annotation, cellular component: extracellular region. The record is from RefSeq and is a predicted model, not a curated record. Lineage: Eukaryota; Metazoa; Arthropoda; Insecta; Diptera; Culicidae. The transcript has 6 exons. Bases 970 to 2556 code for a protein of 528 amino acids.
CGGAGUUUGGAUCGAUGUCUGUGGAUGAUCUGGACACUUCUGUCUGUUUUGUUCGUAUGUUGGCGCAAAUUUAGUUCCGGAACAGAUCGCGUGUGCGCAUUAAUAGCGGUGUGUAGCUGGGAGUUAGUGAGCAUACAUAUGCGAUACCGUCAUAAAAGUUUUGUCCCCAACCAAGGUUUGGGAUAAAAUGGAACACACUUCCGUACGUGCCCAGAAAAUCGGAAAUUGAACGAUCUGUUGCAGUCAAACGUUUGACUAAAACUGUGAGAGCAAAUCAUCGAUGGUGUGGGAUGAACAAAGUUGAGAAGAAAACUAGAAACUAGAAGUGCAUCAAUAUCAAAACACCCACGGUUAGUGAACGUUGCUGCACGGCGCAUCGCGUGCGGAGAAAAAUCAAACCGCAGAGGUGAACAGACGCGUGCCGGAGGUUGACUGUAAAAGUUGUCCGUCGUCGCGGGUUGCUGCUUACAGCAUGAACGGGAUCAAGAUCAAGUCUGCUUCUGCUCUCUUCACGAAGUGUUAAUUAAAUGAAAGGGAAAAUUGUGUACAUGAUCAUACGCUUGUGAUAGAAAAAGUUGAGCUCCUGUGAAGAACAAAAUGUUGAUUUUUGAAUCUUGAUGUAGUUUUUUUUCAAAAUAUCAUUCGAUAGUUCACUCCAGUACAACGUGAUCAAAUAUGUGAAUAGUGGGAGAGUGUCAAAUAAGAAGGAAACCAUCUAUAAUUAGUAAUUAGUAAUUACUCGGCCGAUCAAACCAAACAGUGUCAGAUUGGAGCCAAAUGAAACGAUUAAACCGUGAGAGGCUGGUUUCACGACGAAAAAAGAAAACCGAGGAAAACUAAUCGAUCAACAAAUUUAUUCGACAACUCCCAAGAUACAGAGAGAGAGAGGAGAUAGAAAAACCUGUUGAGCCGACCGCAGCGAAGAAACGCAAACUGACCAAUUGAGAGGAAGGAAAGCGACGAAAAAAUAUGAUAGCCGGAAUGAAUCUAUUAAUACUAUUCGCUGCGCCCGCGCUGUUGACUUUCACUGGAAGCGUACACGCUAGCAACCUGGUUGAGCGCAGUCUGAAAAACACAGUUCCUUGCUUCGAGGAUGGGCGAUUUUACAGAAAUCCCGAACGACCUGUUCACAAGAUGUGGAGCAACACAGAAUGCGCCAAGUAUUAUCUUUGCUUGGAUGGGGAAGUGUUCGAAUUUAAAUGUUCCACGGGUUUGCUGUUCGAUGUGAGUCGUCAAAUUUGCGAUUACAAGCAGAACGUGGAGAACUGUGAUGUUACGGCAGAGGCUCGUGUCCCCAAGCCGCUGCUGGACGACGCACAGUGUGAAGAACGAUCGCAACUAGGGUGCGGCGAUGGAACCUGUCUUCCCAACGAAUACUUUUGCGAUGGUUCUGUCGACUGUGCGGAUGGUUCGGACGAAGGCUGGUGCGACGUGGAGAAUGACCCCAACGCAGCAGAUCCUUGCGAUCUCUCGGUAUGCAUGCUGCCGGAUUGUUUCUGCUCCAAGGAUGGAACAGCCAUUCCAUCCCGAUUGGAACGAACCCAAACACCCCAGAUGAUCCUGCUGACGUUCGACGAUGCAAUAAAUUUCGAGAACUGGGAACUCUACACGAAGAAAAUUUUUACACCACAGCGAAAAAAUCCCAACGGCUGUCCGAUUAAGGCAACGUUUUUCAUCUCCCAUCAGUACACGAACUAUCAGCAGGUGCAGAAGAUGUGGAAUCAAGAUCACGAAAUUGCAAUCCACUCGAUCACUCACCGAGGACCGGAGGAGUGGUGGUCCCGGAACGCAACCAUCGAGGAUUGGUUCGAUGAAAUGGUUGGUCAGGCGAACAUUAUAAACCGAUUCUCGAAUGUACGAAUGGAAGAGCUUCGUGGUAUGCGGGUACCAUUUUUGCGGGUCGGUUGGAACCGACAAUUUCUCAUGAUGAAGGAGUUUGGAUUCGUGUACGAUUCAUCCAUGGUUGCACCCUUCUCGAAUCCCCCGCUCUGGCCGUAUACUUUGGAUUACAAAAUGCCGCACGCUUGCAGUGGCAGUAAUCAAUUGUGUCCGUCCAGGAGCUACCCCGGAGUCUGGGAAAUGGUCAUGAACCAGUUGGAAGCCGGGGAGUAUACUUGCGGAAUGGUUGACACGUGUCCUCCCAAUAUGAGCGGCGAGGAUGUGUACAAAAUGUUUAUGCACAAUUUCAAGCGGCAUUACCAUUCGAACCGGGCGCCUUAUGGUUUGUAUUUCCACUCCACUUGGUUCCGAAAGCAAGAGUACCUGGAUGCUUUCCUGAAAUUCUUGGACGACAUGCAAAAACAUCCGGAUGUUUACUUCGUGACCAACCACCAAGCAAUCGAGUGGAUCCGCAGCCCAACGCCACUGAAUCAACUCGGUCACUUCGAACCGUGGCAUUGUGAGCCAAAGCAGUUGGAACCGAAUGAAAUCGCAUGCAGUCUACCCCACACCUGCAAGCUACACAGUCGAGUGCUUCAACAAGAUCGUUACCUUUUCACGUGUAACGAGUGUCCCGUUCAGUACCCCUGGAUACGGAACGAGUUUGGCUUGGAUUAAAGAGGUUGAACAAACAGUUGUAUUCUCAUGUUGAGCUUGAGUUAAUUAGCCGUGAUUGUUGUUAACAAAUUUGCAUUUUUCCAUAGAGCAAAUUUUCGUUGGUCUCAUAAACCCUUUACGUCUGUUAUUUGGGGAUCCCAAUACUGUUAUGCUAAUGCAGCAACAAAAAUGUUUGGUAUAGAUCUCAUAAUUGUUAUUCAAGAAAUAAAAUUCUAUCGCGUUGAAGCAAUGUUUGAAGUUUUGUUAGAUGUUUAUGAGACUUAGAUUGUUUGGUUACAUUUAUUUGUUACAAUUAUUAACUUAUGCAAAGUAGUAUUAGUCGUAGGAAUAGUUUGAAAUUAAGGUGCCAGAAAUCGUCGAAAAGCUGUUAGAAAAAGCAGUUAUAUUUGGACAAUAAUAACAAAUUGUUAUUGAAAAUACUUUUCCCAUUAGAUAAAUAGGAAACCAUCAAAAUAAAGUGAUACAAUUGAUAUUGUAUUUCAUUGGAAAAUUUGACUGCAAAAUUACAGAGUAAUAAAUUAGAUU